Cottoperca gobio is the source of this 3254-nucleotide messenger RNA. RefSeq names its product torsin family 2, member A (gene tor2a). The transcript has 5 exons. Bases 121 to 1056 code for a protein of 311 amino acids. Gene Ontology annotation, cellular component: endoplasmic reticulum lumen; nuclear envelope. Gene Ontology annotation, molecular function: ATP binding; ATP hydrolysis activity. The record is from RefSeq and is a predicted model, not a curated record. NCBI's taxonomy places the organism in Eukaryota, Metazoa, Chordata, Actinopteri, Perciformes, Bovichtidae.
CCUAUAAUUUCUGUUAAGUGUUUCUGGACGCCUUCCUCGAAGUAGAAAAACUACAAAAUUGACCGGUUGUCGUUAGGUGAAUGUCCAUUCGGGUUUCCUGUCUGCCAACAGGCAGCCAAAAUGUUGGCCAUCCUGUCUGUGCUGUUUUUAUAUCUUUAUAGUCCGGUCUGUGGCGUGUUUCAGAAACUUUACUGCAGCAUGUCAGACAGCUGUGAAUGCGACUUUAAGCCAAAUAUCAGAGACCUGGAGUGGGACCUUUACAAGAAUGUUUACGGACAACAUCUGGCUCAGGAAAUCGUGUCAGAGGAGGUGGCGAGGUUCCUUCAGAAUAAAAGCCCUGAGCGGCCCUUGGUGCUGUCUUUCCAUGGCUCCUCUGGGACAGGAAAGACGCUGGUCAGCUCCAUGCUGGGAAAUCAUCUGUACGGCUCGGCGAUGAGCAGCCCGUAUAUCCACCAGUUUAUUCCCACGCUGCACUUCCCCUUUCCUGACCGGGUCAAGGAAUACAGGGAGGAGUUGAAGAACUGGGUGCAGGGUAACCUGACCGAGUGCGCUCGCUCCGUCUUCUUUUUUGACGAGAUGGAGAAAAUGCCUCCAGGUCUCAUCGAUGUUUUGGAGCCCUUCUUGGGUCCCUCCCACGUUGUGUUUCGCACUAACUACCGCAAGGCCAUCUACGUAUUCAUCGGCACCACAGGAUACAAGGUGAUUAACAAAAUGGCUCUGGAGAGCCGGCAGGCCGGACGGGACAGGGAGGACAUCAAGUUGGCCGACUUGCAGGCAGCCAUUGCACAGGUGGUUUACAACAGCACAACAAGCGGCUUCUUCCAGUCCAGAGUCAUCCUGCAGAAGCUCAUCACACGCUUCGUUCCCUUCCUGCCGCUGAGCCGACGCCAUGUGGAGCGCUGUGUCCACUCGCAGCUCUGCCAGCGGGGCAGCUGCGGCCGCAGUGACGUAGUGGAGGCAGUAGGGGGCGACAUGCUCUACACUCCCGUCCAGGGACAUUACUUCUCCACCACCGGCUGUAAGGCCGUCCCCGCCAAAAUCAACCUUUUCCUGUGAGUCGAGGAGCGAUCUGAUUGUUAAUUUUUAAGGACUAAAAAGGGAAACAUUUCUGAGGUGAGUCGGUGAAGAGAAACAGAUCUCUGCGUCUGUCUCUCACAUGGAGGUCAGAGCUGCAUCUCUGGAGCAGCGUCGAGGAUGCCUCCUGCACUUGGAAUCGAGGAGAAUUGAACUCAAACCCCCUGAAUUCAACGGCUUCAUGCUGUCAAUGCUGAGGUUCCCUGAAGGAAUCGUUGGUCGAGUCAAACUUUGCUUUAUUCAAACCAGGAGCCCAACACUACCUUAAUUUAUGAACUCUAAGGUUGGUACAGUGUGGUUUCAGAAUUCAGCUGCAGUUGGUUUGCCAUGUGGUAACAUCAGUUAAUUUGUCUUGAAGUCUAUUUAUUCAGUAUUUAUUUAUCUUUUUCUCAACACCGUGCCCCUUUCACUUUCAGUCUGUCACACUGUUCACUCCCAGUUCACCCGCAGGCGUCCAUAGCAGAUCCCAGCUGGAGGUUCGGUGCCUUGCUCACCUCUUAGCCUACUAACAGCAGUCGAAAGUGGCGCGGCCUCUUUUCUCAAAGAUGCUGAUUUUCUGUUUUACAAAAAGGGAUCAAAACGCUCAUAAAAGUGUUGAUUCAAAUACAUCUGAAUGUGUUAAUAUGUUUGGGGAAAAUCUUCAUGGUCAAAAAUGUGCAAGUCAUUUAAAAAGGGAGUCAACCUUGUGUUUUGAAAAGAUAUUAGCUUUUCGUGAGCUAAGAAACUUUAUAUUUUAGCCGGUUUAUGAUCCACUUAGCUAAAGAGUUGUUGAGUCAUAAACUCACUCAACUUGUGUGGAAAUUAAUACUAGUUAUUAGUAUUAAUGAAUAAUUAAUACAUCCCUAUAUGUCCCUAGAUACAAUAAAAUAAAACAUUAUCAUUAAAAUAUCAGCUCCCUCAAUAAAUGCAAUGCAAUGUAAGACUUCACUCUAGUUUUCCUCUAAUUUAUCAGCAUCCACCAUGUGCUGUACCAAACUCCAUACAGUAUGUAUUAAAAAUGUAACAUGUCCAAAACUAUUUUACUUCUGAAAAACAGUUUUAGGACUCAAAAGUGCCAUGUCAUUAAAAAAAAGAAAGAAACUGGAAUAAGAAAUGUGAAGCGGGAGGAUUGAACUGCUUUCCAACAGGGUUGGUGUCACAUGGUUUUAGAGCACAUCAUCAGUUCUGCCAUUAGGGGGCAGUAAAGACUUAAUUUUGCCAAGAGUGGAGGAGGUGAAGCAGAGUUCACCUCAGUGCAUUUUAAUUCAGUUGACUUCUGUAAAAAAAAUGAUGUAUUUAGUUUCUUUAAUGUAAAAUGUACUGUAAAGAUGUUUCCUGUGUGUUUAAACACACUCAAAGUGCACUAUACUUCUGUGAAGGAUCUGAUGUAUUAUUGUCUGUGAUGACGAUGUGAUGAAGUCGUUGCAUCCACCAAAAUGUAUUCUUUAAUUCUGAAAUAUUGCCAGAAGUUUGAAUCGUAUCCAUUAAUGAUUUGUUGUAUUCAAUGAUGGCUCUAUGAAGACCUGCGGCAGCAAGUCGCACAAUUAAAAUGCAAUAAAAAUCAAAUAUAUUUGAAUUUACAAGAGCAGCACAUUAGGAGGACUUUCUCACUGCAGCCAAGACGCACUGACACAGUAACAGACUCAAUAGUGACGCAUAAUUGUCAGAAGUCUGUAAGAUAAUAUCCAUCUUUACUGUUGUGGUGUUGUCAAGAGGGAAAUAGAAGAAUUAUCAGUUUAGGAUUUAUUUCCAUUCUUCCCGCCAGCUAUUGAUUCAGUUGUUUUAAUUUUCUAUUUUGUUAUUCUAGUAAAAGACACUCGGACGUUUUUGAACCUGUACUGUACACAAAUAAGACGGCAUGAAAACUCCCACCAGACUCCAUGCAGAUAUCAGUCGUUUUGGUUUGUGUGUUUCACUGCCUUCAGAGGCCUGGCAGUGAGAGUAUGUGAGAGUGGUGACCAGACGUCUUACGCAGCCAAUACUCCACAUAUUCUCUUUUGAUAAGUCACAACAAUCUCUUUGAGAAGCAGACAUGUUUAUAGGGUUGUGUCUUCUUGGACGAUUCUGCCAUCUUCCAUAGUCACAUGACCACAAGUUUCCAGUUUCAGCCACAAGUGCCUGGAUGCUGGUGACUGGGGCCAAAUGCAAUUUCUGAUACUACAGUGUAUAGGAAAAAUAAAUUUUACAAAUGUAGAACAAAA